GCGGCGGCGGGUCCAGCCCAGCCCCGUCCGGCCGCUGUUGGGCAGUGGGACGCGGCGGGUGCGGAGAACGCGGCGGAGCGAGCGAGCCGGCGGGCGGGUGAGCGAGGACAAGGCCAUGGACAGCAAGAUCCAGCGGGUUCGCGACGCGUUCGCGUCCGGCCGGUCGCGCCCCCUGAGGUUCCGGCUGCAGCAGCUUGAGGCCCUGCGCAGGAUGGUGCAGGAGCGCGAGAAGGACAUCCUGGAGGCCAUCGCCGCCGACCUGUGCAAGAGUGAACUCAAUGCAUACAGUCAGGAGGUCAUUACCGUUCUUGGAGAACUUGAUCUCGUGCUGGAGAAUCUUCCUGAAUGGGUCGCUGCUAAGCCAGCUAAGAAGAAUCUGUUCACCAUGCUGGAUGAGGCCUACAUUCACUCAGAGCCCCUGGGAGUCGUACUGAUUAUCGGAGCCUGGAACUACCCUUUCGUUCUCACCAUUCAGCCUCUGAUAGGAGCCAUUGCGGCAGGAAAUGCUGUCAUUAUCAAGCCUUCUGAACUAUGUGAAAAAACAGCCACGGUCUUGGCCAAACUCCUGCCACAGUAUUUAGACCAGGACCUGUAUGUCGUUAUCAAUGGUGGCGUGGAGGAAACCACAGAGCUGCUGAAGCAGCGAUUUGACCACAUUCUCUAUACGGGAAGCACGGCGGUGGGAAAAAUCGUCAUGGAGGCCGCCGCCAAGCACCUGACCCCUGUGACUCUUGAACUAGGAGGGAAGAGUCCGUGUUACGUGGACAGAGACUGUGACCUGGACGUCGCCUGCAGGCGCAUAGCAUGGGGGAAGUACAUGAAUUGUGGUCAGACCUGCAUUGCUCCUGACUACGUUCUCUGCGAACCAUCCCUCCAGAAUCAAAUUGUGCAGAAGAUUAAGGAAACCGUGAAGGAAUUUUAUGGAGAAAAUAUAAAAGAAUCCCCUGAUUAUGAAAGGAUCAUCAAUCUUCGCCAUUUUAAGAGGAUACAGAGUUUGCUUGAAGGACAAAAGAUAGCCUUUGGUGGCGAGACCGACGAGGCCACACGCUAUAUAGCACCAACGAUCCUUACCGACGUCGAUCCCGAAACCAAGGUGAUGCAGGAAGAAAUUUUCGGACCAAUUCUUCCAAUAGUGCCUGUGCGGAAUGCCGAUGAAGCCAUAAAGUUCAUAAACAACCGUGAAAAGCCUCUGGCCUUCUACGUCUUUUCUCAUAACGAGAAGCUCAUCAGACGGAUGAUUGACAGCACGUCCAGCGGUGGCGUCACGGCCAACGACGUUAUCAUGCACUUCACGCUCACUUCUUUACCCUUUGGAGGAGUGGGUUCCAGUGGGAUGGGCGCUUACCACGGCAAACAUAGUUUUGAUACUUUCUCGCAUCAACGUCCCUGCUUACUGAAAACUUUAAAGAGGGAAGGUGCUAACAAGCUCAGGUACCCUCCCAACAGCCAGUCAAAGGUGGAUUGGGCCAAAUUUUUCCUCCUGAAACGCUUCAACAAAGGAAAGCUCGGUCUCCUGUUACUUGCUUUCCUGGGCAUCGUGGCGGCUGUGCUUGUCAAGAAAUACCAAGCUGUGCUGAGGAGAAAGGCCCUGUUGAUAUUUCUGGCAGUUCAGACUCUGUCGUCCAGUAAGCAGUGAUGAGAGCCGCAGAACUCAGGACCCAGCUCUGUCUGUUAAGAGUGAGGCGGGAUACUACUGAAGAAAGAUCCUGUUCAACCUCCUAGUUGCCUGUACUGAAUUAUGCCUCUCUUAAACAGUUAACGAACCAUUUUAAAAUCCUGCCAAAAAUAGGAAGGAAAUAUGCAAAUGCACCCUAAUCAAGCCUGCAAGUCAUUGCCACUCACCAUUAAUAAAACUUCCCGUUUCAUCUGACACCCCCCCCCCAGCCUUCCCCCACUGUGGGGGUACACUCAGAGAA
Molecule: messenger RNA, 1916 nt
Organism: Herpailurus yagouaroundi (jaguarundi)
Lineage: Eukaryota; Metazoa; Chordata; Mammalia; Carnivora; Felidae
Gene: ALDH3A2
Product: aldehyde dehydrogenase 3 family member A2
Exons: 12
Coding region: 116-1636 (506 amino acids)
Biological process (GO): aldehyde metabolic process
Cellular component (GO): cytoplasm
Molecular function (GO): aldehyde dehydrogenase (NAD+) activity; 3-chloroallyl aldehyde dehydrogenase activity
Source: RefSeq, a predicted model, not a curated record